Molecule: messenger RNA, 813 nt
Organism: Anisakis simplex (herring worm)
Lineage: Eukaryota; Metazoa; Nematoda; Chromadorea; Rhabditida; Anisakidae
Source: the annotation of a GenBank genome assembly
AUGAUGUUGGCGAGUGAUAUCACAGUGAUCGUGCAGAAAUUAUUGGUUAGGGACGGGCGAUUAUCAGUGGCGCAGUUGGCUGAUAUAUUCUCGUUCAUAUUCACGGUAGAUAAGCGUGUCAAUGAUUGCGUUGUUUUGGGACGAGAAAUAAUCCGAAUAAUAUGUGAUGCUAAAGAGAAAUUUGUUGGUGAAGAGGUGAUUCAAACGAUAUCAUCAGUGAAAUCGAACGGUGACGGAAUACUUUUAUCGUUGAUUGCGUUGAUAUCGACUUUGAUCGAAUGUAACGAGAGUGAACAGGGCAAAUGGCUCGCCUUCUUAUCAAUGCCGUGGCUCACGGUACUUUUUGGAUCGUUGGAAGUGAAAAUGAGCACAAUAGCGGCGAUUGCUCGGAUGAGUUACGCAUCGGAAUGGCGUCGAAUCAUCUUUACACGAGCACUCGAGAGCUCUGAUACGAAACUGCAACGAACCGCUCUGGAGCAUUUUGCGAAUUUCGUUCAUUCGAUUGAUAUCUAUGCGUUUGGUCAUCUUCUCGAUCGAAUUCUUUUCAUAGCAAAUUCGGCCACUCAAUUGUCAUCUGCACACGGCGCUGAUAUAUGUGCCACUGUAUUGAAGGCAAUCGCGAAUUCGUUGUGUACGUUGGAUACAAAGGUAAUGUUGUCGGAGAAUGAUCUUUGCGCUGUAUGUUCUCAGAGAGUUGUAACCAAACAUAAACUUCAAGUGGACCUCUCGAAACUGUUUUGUUUACUGGAGACGGUGAUCUGUCAUAAUGAUAAGGAACUCCGACUUGGUGAGUUUAUCAUUUCACUGGAUUAA